Messenger RNA from Periophthalmus magnuspinnatus, 3888 nucleotides. RefSeq names its product storkhead-box protein 2-like. Gene Ontology annotation, cellular component: cytoplasm; nucleus. The record is from RefSeq and is a predicted model, not a curated record. Gene Ontology annotation, biological process: positive regulation of transcription by RNA polymerase II. Lineage: Eukaryota; Metazoa; Chordata; Actinopteri; Gobiiformes; Gobiidae. Gene Ontology annotation, molecular function: DNA-binding transcription activator activity, RNA polymerase II-specific; RNA polymerase II transcription regulatory region sequence-specific DNA binding.
UAGCGGGCUGAAGCUAGCGGGCUAGCUUCACGUAUCUCUGCACAUCAGCGCUUAGAAUUGGGGGCAUUACUAUGGAGCCUUUCCCGGUCUAACAUAUGUUUUUCUCAUGAAGACAAUGGAAUCUGUGAGAAGCUAAGGUGGACAAGUAUCGAUGGAGUCGUUUUUACAAAUAGCCCCGCACUCCCUGGCUAUAGUAUUGAGCAGAAACGGUUGUGAAGGGGGUGUGGGGACGAGCCGUGUGUCUGAGAGCGAGGAGCUGCCCAGACACCACACAGGAUAUGAGAUCUUCGCUGAUUUUAAAGCGGAGAACGCGCAACAGCGAGUGUGGAACCAGCGCAUCACCGAGGCCGUCUCCGAGACAUUCUUCCUGGGAUGGAUAGACGAGCAUGUGCUUCUGAUCCAGGGGAAGGAGGAUCACCUGGAGGUCCUGAGAGAGGGCUGGAUGCGGAGGUCCCUCAACCCCCCGCGGGGAUUCACCAUCAAAUACCUGGGUGAUGUGUCACCCAUCAGUAUGUCUCCCAUCAGCCAAUCACAGUUCAUCCCUUUGGGAGAAGUACUGUUACUGGCCAUCUCGGCUAUGAACUCUGCCCAUAAACCUGUGACUCAGGAAGCCCUGACUGAACACCUCCAGACAUGCUUCCCAGGCGUUCCCACUCCCACCGAGGAGGUGCUGCACCACACUCUGAGCAUGCUUGUCCGUGACCGUAAGAUCUACCCGACUCCGGAUGGAUAUUUCAUUGUGACCCCUCAGACCUACUUUAUCACUCCCAGUCUGAUCCGUACUAGUUCCAAGUGGUACCACCUCGACGAGUGCUCUGAGCGGCACCAGGCACAGCAACACCAGCAGACCCAGUGCACCUCUCCACUGUCUGGCCCCAUCACACCCUCAACAGCAGGGGGUGUCAGAGAACGCACUCACGCCAAAUCUGGCCAGAACCACAGCGAUCCCUUCUACAACUACAGAGCAGACGACCCUCCCAGUCACCACGCUACUCUGCAGCGACGCUCCCCGAAAGAGCACCGCGAUUACUCCUCUCCACACUCCCCUCACUCCCCACAGACCCCACCACAGCAGCUAGGUGCCCCUGACAAAAGUAGGGCCACCUUAAGCUUCCCUUUCAAGACUGACACACUGACCAAACAGCGGGCUGCGAGCGGAGGGGGGACGGGGAGUGCCACGCUGGGGGACACUGAUAAAUCGGGGACAGGGGGAAACAUGGGAAGUCGAAAGUUUGGCUUGAAGUUAUUCCGUCUGAGCUUUAAGAAGGACAAAACAAAGCAGCUGGCUACAUUCUCAGCACAGUUUCCUCCAGAAGAAUGGCCCCUGCGGGAUGAAGAGGUACCCAGCCAACUGCCCCGCCAUGUGGAGAUGGAGAUCAUCCGUCGUAUCAACCCUGACCUCACUGUGGAGAACCUGGCCCGCCACACGGCUGUCAUGAAGAGGCUAGAGGAGGAGCGUGCUCAGAGGAGUAAAGUGUCUUCGGCUAAUCACAGCUCAAGGAGUCGCCGCAGUGGCGGCCGGCACCGAAAACAAGUGCAAACCAAAGCCAGUCGGUCCCACAGUAAGACAAGGGGGUCGCGAGCUGAGCCCAGUGACAGCUCUCACCUGGAGCUAGCUGACAGGGACUACCGGGCUUACUCUUCAUCGUUGGCUCGUUCGCCACGAGAGCACGCCCUAGCCGUGGAGCGCCAGCGGGCUCGGCUCCAUCUAGCCCACAGCAACCCCAAUAUCCUGGAGGCCUCUCAUAUGCCUGUUACGCCUGAAUGGGACGUGUCUGGAGAGCUGGCCAAAAGAAGAACAGAGAUGCCUUUUCCUGAGCCUAGUCAUGGCCCGUCCGCACAACCCUCCAAAGUCCACCGCUCGCACUCCCAUACCCAGGAGAGGAAGUCAAGGCAUGAACGCAUUGACAAGGCCAAGGAACGCUCGCGUUCCAUGGACAACUCUAAAGGGCCCCUUGGCACAGGACUGAUGGGACCUCCAAAUUAUUUUGAUGACAGGAAUCGCUAUUACACUGAUGAUGGGACACUAAGAGCCAAUCAGAGCUCUUCACACUACUCCCGGACCACACCUCCUUCAGCUAAGCCCUCUGCUGAUGCUCUGGGCAUGGAUUAUGCCCGAAGCUUGGAGAAGAGUAAGAGCAGGGAUAGUCUACCAGCUUACUCACCCAAAACUCUGGCUACGUCAGUAGCCCCUGAUGACUACUUCCAGUGUUCUGGCUCCUCUGAUGCUGUCACGUCACUGAACCCUCUGGGAACUCUAAGUAAAAGCAGUCAUGAUGGCUUGAAAAUUGGCACUACUGACAGACAGGUGGAAAGACAGACACCACACCCAUCAGAAAUGAAAGAGGACUUGACAAAGGUUGGACCUAAAGGUGGCAGCUUGCCUCCUAUACCGCUGUCAGUUCCUGAGUCCCCUCUUACAAAUGGGAGACUUCCCCACAGUGCCUCUUCUGGUCAAGACAAACGUAAAGAUAUCUUUAGUAAAGACACUCUUUUUAAGCCCCCUCCCAGUCUGCCUCUGCCUGGUUAUAGUUCUUUGAGGAAACCUGCAGCCCUGGCCUCCACCACUCUGUCAUCUUCAUGUGAUGCUUUGGACUCAAAGGAGGUGUAUGAUGCCCCCAAGCCCCUGGUGGGUAACACCUCGACCCCUCCACAGGGGCCCAACAGCACGCCGAGUGCAGCAGAGGCAUCUUUUGACUACUAUAAUGUGUCAGAUGAUGAUGAGCUGGAGGAGAGUGGAGCUAAAGGCCGCGGAGCGACAGAGAAGGCUGGGGACGGAGGUGUGGGCAAGGUGGGAGGUACAGGUACCAUGCAGUGGCUCCUGGACCGAGAGAAGGAGCGAGACCUUCAGAGGAGAUUUGAAAGAACUCUCACCUUCCCUGGUGCUAAAGAUAACCUCCAAGAAGCCGGUCCCAACCAGCAGUCAGCGCACUCUGCCCGGCUGGACAGCAUGGACUCCAGCUCAGUGACUGUGGACAGUGGAUUCAACUCUCCGCGAACACGGGAGAGCCUAGCGUCAAACACUUCUUCCAUCGUAGAGAGUAACCGCAGACACAACCUGGCCCUGAGCCCCGGCCACUUGGGUCUCACCACAGCGGGAGCCCCCUUCUCCUUCCGUGCCAUCUCUGAGGCUGCAGGAACCCAGGCCGACAAGCUCCAAAAGCCCAGUGCCUGCCUGGCCUCCAUCACCAGCGUUUGAGCCCAUCGCAAAGCCAGGACUGUUGGAGCUCCAGAGCACUGCAGAGCUGCCACGCGGCCCCUCACCCCAGCGGCCCACACAUAGGCGCUGGGCUAAGGCCACAAUCAUCUCUGUGCACAGUGCGUCAUGUUCUCAAAGUCUGUGAGGGGCAUGUGUUUCUAUAGUCUCAGGUCAACUGUCUUUCCCUUUCAGCUGUUUCACUUCUGGCUGGGUUCACUUCACUCACCCAGCGAACCACUGCUGUGUGACUACAGCAUUUAGCAGCAGAUGUUUGUGUCAUGUUGAAGGCCAUGCAUUGAGCUUCCUAAGAUCUGACUUUAUUUAAACACAUUAAAACCUAGUAAGUGGGACAAAAAGGGCUUUCAUUUUCUUACUGGGCUGUUGAUUGAUGCAUAGCUGGUAUCACACUGCAUUCGUCCAGUCAGGGCGUUGGGAGUCAACACUAAAGAAUGGGCAGGAUACAGAGCAGUGAGAGCGUAGUAGAAAAGUAAAUAUGGUUAAUUCUUGCAGGCAAUUGCUUUAUCUUUAUCCAGUCAGAAUAACACCACUUCUUUCCUGGCGAAUCCAGAAUAUUUGUCUGUUUUUUUAAUAUAGAGGGAUAUCAGUCUGGUCCUCUUAACCUCCUUCGUGCCUCAAGUCUCAGAGUUUAGUUUGGAGCUUAGUUUUCUGUGGGAAUCCGCCAUGUUCUU